GACCCCCGCAGCAGACACUAAGCAUCGUUCUGUCCUGUUUUCUUUGAGAUUCACGAUGUUGAGAACCCUUUUCCUGACUAUGCUGACUCUGGCGCUGGCCAAGUCACAGGAGACCGAAGAAACCAUCACGUACACGCAAUGUACGGACGGAUACGAGUGGGACCCUGUUAGACAGCAGUGCAAAGAUAUUGAUGAAUGCGACAUCGUCCCAGACGCUUGCAAAGGCGGAAUGAAAUGUGUCAACCACUACGGAGGAUACCUCUGUCUUCCUAAAACAGCCCAGAUUAUUGUCAACAAUGAACAACCCCAGCAAGAAACACCAGCCCCCUCUGAGACCGUAGGUGCAGCUGCAAAUGCAGCCGCCAGCGGUGGAGGGCUCAGUGCCGCGGGCAUGGCCGCCAGUGGAGUGGUGCCCGGGGGUGGCUUUAUCGCCAGUGCUGCCGCAGUGGCCGGCCCUGAAAUGCAGACUGGCCGAAAUAACUUUGUCAUCCGGAGGAACCCAGCUGACCCUCAACGCAUUUCCUCCAGCCCCCCUCACCGCAUCCAGUGUGCAGCCGGCUACGAGCAGAGUGAACACAACGUGUGCCAAGACAUAGAUGAGUGCACGGCCGGAACUCACAACUGCAGGGCCGACCAACUCUGUGUCAACUUACGAGGCUCCUUCACCUGCCAGUGCCACCCCGGCUAUCAGAGUCGAGGCGAGCAGUGUGUUGACAUAGAUGAAUGCACCAUCACGCCAUAUUGCCACCAAAGAUGUGUGAACACGCCAGGCUCGUUUUAUUGCCAGUGCAGUCCUGGGUUCCAGUUGGCAGCAAACAACUACACCUGCGUAGAUAUAAAUGAAUGUGACGCCAGCAACCAAUGUGCUCAGCAAUGCUACAACAUUCUUGGCUCAUUCAUCUGUCAGUGUAAUCAAGGGUACGAGCUCAGCAGUGACAGGCUCAACUGCGAAGACAUUGAUGAAUGCAGAACCUCCAGCUACCUGUGUCAAUAUCAGUGUGUCAAUGAACCUGGGAAGUUUUCAUGCAUGUGCCCCCAGGGAUACCAGGUGAUGAGAAGUAGAACAUGCCAGGAUAUAAACGAAUGCGAGACCACAAACGAAUGCCGGGAGGAUGAAAUGUGUUGGAAUUAUCACGGCGGCUUCCGUUGUUACCCACGAAAUCCUUGUCAAGACCCCUACGUUCUAACAUCGGAGAACCGAUGUGUCUGCCCGGUCUCCAGCGCCGUGUGCCGAGAGCUCCCCCAGUCCAUAGUCUACAAAUACAUGAGCAUCCGAUCUGAUAGGUCAGUGCCUUCGGACAUCUUCCAGAUUCAGGCCACAACUAUUUACGCCAACACUAUCAAUACUUUUCGGAUUAAAUCUGGAAAUGAAAAUGGAGAGUUCUACCUAAGACAAACAAGUCCUGUAAGUGCAAUGCUUGUGCUAGUGAAGCCUCUAUCAGGACCCAGAGAAUACAUCGUGGACCUGGAGAUGCUGACAGUGAACAGUAUAGGAACUUUCCGCACAAGCUCAGUGUUACGGUUGACGAUAAUCGUGGGGCCAUUUGCAUUUUAGUCUUUUUAUAAGAGUCCACCACAGGCAUUUAAAUCAGCCAAAGAAUAAUGUUACCUUAAAGCACUAUUUUAUUUAUAGACAUAUCUAGUACAUUUACAGCUAUAUUCUGUACACUCACCCGUAAGUCAAACAAUUACACCAUGGUAUAAAGUGGGCAUUUAGUCUGUAAAGAUUCAGUUUGUCUUUAUUACUGUAUGUAAAUUAAACAUUAAUCCACUAAACUGGUCUGAUUCAAGAGAGCUAAGCAUACAUUAUCUGGUGAAACUUGGAUCCUUUCCUGUAAAAGUGGGACCAAGCAAUGGUGAUCUUUUGUGGUGCUUACGAAGACUUCUACUACAGCCACUCCAGUCUCCUAAGGAGGCAGCCAUCGUGACAUUGAAUAGCAUGCGAGGUCAAGUUUUUUUAACUGCUUUGUAAGAAAAUGAAAAAAGUCAAUAAAGAUAUAUUUCUUUAGAAAAAUGAGGAUCUACCAUAUUUGUGCUGGCUUUUAUUUUUUAAUCCAUCUAACCUAAAGGUGGCUGUUCAUUACAUAGUAAUGAGGCAUUAUUGUAUAACAUGCUGAUU
Messenger RNA from Loxodonta africana (African savanna elephant), 2119 nucleotides. RefSeq names its product EGF containing fibulin extracellular matrix protein 1 (gene EFEMP1). NCBI's taxonomy places the organism in Eukaryota, Metazoa, Chordata, Mammalia, Proboscidea, Elephantidae. Gene Ontology annotation, molecular function: calcium ion binding. Bases 56 to 1555 code for a protein of 499 amino acids. The record is from RefSeq and is a predicted model, not a curated record. The transcript has 10 exons.